Triticum turgidum subsp. durum (durum wheat) is the source of this 582-nucleotide messenger RNA. The record is from the annotation of a GenBank genome assembly. Lineage: Eukaryota; Viridiplantae; Streptophyta; Magnoliopsida; Poales; Poaceae.
AUGGAGGUGGCCGGCGCGCUCGCCUCCGUCCUCUUCGCCGCCUUCUCGCUCCCUUGCCUCCUCCUGCUCGUCGUCGUGGCCGAGGCCGGCCUCCGCCUCGCCGCGCUCGCGCUCCGCGGCGAGGCGUUCGGGUGGCCGUCGCGCUCGGCCUUCCUCGGCUACCGCAUCGCGCGGGCCGGCAAUUUCUCCUCCGCCGCCACGGCCGUCGGCGGCGGCGUCUUCCAGCAGGAGGAGCUGCUGCCGGCCGAGUACCUCGACCUCCUCGCCGUGGCGGUGUACCGCCGCGGUGGAGACAAGUGGGCGGCCGUGGACUGCGUGUUCUGCCUGUCGCGGAUCGACGACGGCGAGGAGGUGCGCGAGCUCCGGUGCCGUCACGUCUUCCACCGCGAGUGCCUCGACUCCUGGCUCCUCCGUCCGCGCGCCACGUGCCCGCUCUGCCGCGACCGCCUCCUCCCCUGCGAGCCUCCCCGCGCCUGCGCACGCGCCCUCCACGACGACGAAAUCUACGUCGACGAGCACGAGGACCCGCCCUCGUCCUCCUCCUCGUCCUACUCCCACGACGCCGCGCUGUGGCACAUGUAA